AUGAUGAGAAUACGAGGACCUACGUCCUACAAGGCCCGCAUUAUUGCUCUAGCUUCUAUCGCAAUUGUGUACGUCCUUUACGUCACGUUUCCAGGUCUUGGAAGCACGAGCUUUAAUGGCACCCCAUCUGGACAAAAGGGCUUCUCUUGGUUCGGGAGUGGCAAACCAAAAUGGCCACGGAACACGGUCCAAUAUUCAUUCAAGGAGAAUGGGAUUGUCGCUGAGGAUAAGGAGAAGGCAGAAAAAGUAAGAAGAGCCAUGCAAAGGACCUUUUGGAAAUAUAAAGUGGGGGCUUGGGGCCGAGAUGAGAUCAAACCAGUGUCAGGGAGUGGUCGUACAACGAGGAAUGGAUGGGCCGCUACAAUUGUAGAUACAUUAACGACAACGGCUUUGAUGGGCUUGGAGGAAGAAUUUAGGCUUGAAUUGAACUUCACCAUCAAAGGAAUCGAUUUCAAUGACGCCUUAGGGCUAGUCGAUCCAUUUGAGACAACCAUCCGUUAUCUUGGUGCGCUUGUAUCGACUGUCGACCUUAUAGAUGCUGGUGUACUUUCUAAAGGCCUCGUCUCUCAAUACGACCGGCAUGAUGUGCUAUCACAAGCUGUAUCCUUGGCCACUAAGCUUGCCCCCGGAUUUGAUUCUCCCACGGGGAUGAUAUGGCCUAGAAUUAACUUCACUACGAACCAAGGUUGCAGAGAACAUUUAAAUCAAAGACCAAUUCCUGGGUUUGCCCAUGCAACUAUUGGGCCCGCCCGAGCUGGAAGCAAUUGGCUAGAGAAUAAAGUUCUUAGCAAGUUGACUGGAAAGAUAGAGUAUGAGUUGAAUGCUACUCGAGCAUGGAAGCCUUUGGUAUGGAACAGAUAUAUUGAAGAAUGGCCGGGCUUGAUAGACUCACCUAUUGAUAUCGUCACCGGUGCCCCUGUGGACCGUCACAGAAGUUGGGGAGCGGGACAUGAUUCCUAUUAUGAGUACCUUAUCAAAGCCCAUAUACUAGCUCCACAUGAUCCAAAUACAUCAAAGUACAGAGACCGAUGGAUACAGGCCGUUGAGUCAACUAUGAAAAACCUCGUGUCGUGGUCGGCCCCAGCAGAGGGUAAAAAGAGCAAAUUAUUUCUUUCCCAAUGGAAGAAUGGGUGGCUCUUGAACGAAAUGGGACAUCUCGCAUGUUUUGCAGGUGGGAAUUUCUUACUAGGGGGUAAAUAUCUGGGCAGAGAGGAUAUAAUCCAAUUUGGUCUUGAUGUUAUCGAUGCGUGCCACGAAACAUAUGUCGGCAGUACCACUCGAAUAGGCCCGGAGUACUUCUCGUGGAUACCCGCAGAUACAGCUCCCAAUGCGACUUAUGAACCGCAGUACGAAACUCAAUAUAAGCAACUGAAGAGCUUGGGAUACUGGGUCACAGAUGCCAAAUGGGUGCUUCGUCCAGAAACGGUGGAGUCUUACUUUUACGCCUAUCGAAUCACAGGCAAUAAGUUGUACCAAGAAUGGGCAUGGGAUGCGUUCAACGCAUUUAACAAGGCUGCGGAAGUAGAAUUUGGAUAUGCGGAAGUCAAAGAUGUUACUAAACCCGCGGGUCCAGACAAUAUCAUUGAUAAGGCGGAGAGUUUCUGGGGAGCCGAGACAUUGAAGUACUACCCCUCACUGUUUUCCGCUCCGGCCUACUUCAGCCGCAGAAAAAGACUAACCCUAUUGAUGGCACAUUAG
Morchella sextelata is the source of this 1698-nucleotide messenger RNA. RefSeq lists its product as uncharacterized. Lineage: Eukaryota; Fungi; Ascomycota; Pezizomycetes; Pezizales; Morchellaceae. The transcript is spliced from 11 exons. Gene Ontology annotation, biological process: N-glycan processing; carbohydrate metabolic process. Bases 1 to 1698 code for a protein of 565 amino acids. Gene Ontology annotation, molecular function: calcium ion binding; mannosyl-oligosaccharide 1,2-alpha-mannosidase activity. Gene Ontology annotation, cellular component: endoplasmic reticulum; Golgi membrane. The record is from RefSeq and is a predicted model, not a curated record.